Molecule: messenger RNA, 990 nt
Organism: Leptosia nina
Lineage: Eukaryota; Metazoa; Arthropoda; Insecta; Lepidoptera; Pieridae
Source: the annotation of a GenBank genome assembly
AUGUACCGACACCUUAUUUUACUUGCUUCGGUCGCAGCGUAUGUGCAUUCUGUGCAAGUGACCGUCGAAGAAGGUACUCUUGAAGGUCAGACAUUGGAAAAUAAAUAUGGGAAACCAUAUCAUAGCUUCGAAGGGAUCCCAUAUGCUGUACCACCACUUGGAGAUUUGCGAUUUAAGCCACCUCAACCUAUACAACCAUGGAGCGGUGUGAAGCAAGCUAACCAAACAGGCUCCAUGUGCUUUCAAUACAACUUAUUCGUAGUGCCCUAUCCUCCACCAGAAGGUAGUGAGGACUGUCUGUACAUGAAUAUUUAUUCUCCAAACGUAACUACAGAUCAACCAUAUCCAGUCAUGUUUUGGAUUCACGGUGGAGGUUUCGUAAGUGGAAGUGGAGAUGAAUAUAAACCAGACUUUCUUAUCAGAAAAGACGUCGUUCUAGUCACAUUUAAUUAUAGAUUAGAAGUUUUAGGAUUCUUAAGUCUCGGUACUCAAGAUAUACCAGGUAACGCUGGAAUGAAGGAUCAAGUCGCAGCCCUGAGUGGGACUGCUAACAGCUGGUGGCCAAACACUUAUAGAGCUAGAGACCGAGCUAUUCAACUGGCCAGACAAAUGGGUUGCAAUUCCACCGAAGACACAGAAAUAUACAACUUCUUCAAACAACAAACAGUUAAAGAUUUUGUGAAAAGUAGAAUAGUUGUCACAUACACGCAAUAUGCUAAAGAAUCUCCAAAUGUUUAUUUCGGUGUAGUAUCAGAAAGGAAAUUUGGUGAUGAGGAAGUAUUUUUCCAAGGUGAUGUAUACGAUGUUUUGAGGACCGGGAUUCAUGAGGGAGUUGAGGUCAUAAAUGGAUAUGUAGAAGAUGAAGGCACACUUUAUUUCGCAACAGGCACUAACAUCCCAAGAAUAUUUGAACAAGCCAAUCAGUUCUUGGAGUUCUUCGUACCGGAACCGCUGACACUACACUGUAGUUCAGCAAGUGGAAGUUGGUAA